GGGGUGGACCGUGGGAUCAGUCCGGAAACAGAGCUCUGUGAGCGGACCCACGGAGCUCCAGCAGGACGGAGCAGCCUCCAGGUUCCUUCCCGGAGAUCCUCUCUCCUGCCCCGCGGAGCUCAGAUGAAUUGACCGGAGCGAGGACACCCUGAAGCCCGCAGCUGCUGCAGCCGCCUCCGGCCACGCGGCCUCAUGGCGUCCCGGCUGCUGGAUCGUCUGAAGCGCUCGCUGUUUAAAGACGUUCACUGGGCGGUGACGGAACAGGAAGCAGCUGACACACAGGAAGUGGAGGCGUUCGAUGAGGACCGGCUGGAGGCGGAGCUGGCGGAGGAGGAGGAGUGUGUGAGCGAUCGCCUCGGGGGGACUCUGUCCUUCGACAGCGCCGGGGGAGGAGGAGGAGUGGAGGAAAGUGGCGAUGGCGAGGGGCAGGACAGUGACUCCGACUUCCUGGGCGAGUCGAUGGAGGAGGGGCUGAGCAGCACAGACGCCAGUCCUGUUGGCCCCUCCCCCUCCGCCCUGCUGACACGGCAGCUGCAGGAGAGCUGGAGGAACAUGUGCCGACUCGACGGAGGAAGCCCCGCCCCCUCGGGACGACGGCUGACGGACGACUUGUUGUUUGAGGUCACGGACGCCAGUGUGAUGCAGGACGGCUCCUCCAAGUACGUGCUCUACACCAUCCACGUGAUCCAGACCGGUGGCAGCGAUAAGACGCCCGCUGUCAUCACCCGCCGCUACUCCGACUUCCAGCGCCUUCACGCCACGCUGCGGCGUUAUCACUCCGACCUGAUGGAUCGGGUGUGUUUUCCACGAAAGAAGCUGCGGAGGAACUUCGUGGCGGAGACGAUCGCCAGGCGCAGCCGGGCCUUCGAGCAGUAUCUGUCUCACCUGUGUUCCCUGCCCAGCCUGCGGGGGGCGCUGUGUGUGCGACAGUUCUUCUACCUGAGCGACCUGCAGACCGGGCAGCUGCUCAUCAGGGAGGGGCGUUUCCAGGAGGCGCUCGGGCCGCUGCUCAACGCCAAGCGGCUGCAACAGAAACUGGGCUGGGCCAGUGACUACGACCUCCAGGCUCAGGCCCCGCCCCCGGCCCCCUCCCAUUGGCUCUUCACUCUGGUGGGGCUGUCGUGCUGUUUCCAAGAAGUGGACCAGCUGGAGGAGGCGGGGGAUCACUGUGACCACGCCCUCCGUGUCCUGACGCCCGCCGACACCCAAACUGACGAGCAGGACAAGCCCCUCCCACAGACCCCUGCACCCCGCCCACACAUUGAUAGACCACACCCCCUCCUGUUGCCGUUGCUAGGGGCGGUCGUUCGGCUUCUGUGGCAGACGGGAAGAGACAAACGGCAGUGGGAGGAGCUUCUGCAGCAGCUGGAGGAGCAAGGGGCGGGGCUUGACAAUCAGCCAACCAUGAUCGAGUUUCUGGUAAAACACGACCUGCAAGAGAGUGAAGGGGGGUUGUCAUGACGACGCACAUCGCAGUACAAUCACGAAGAUACAUCCAAAAACAUGAUCCCGAAUAAAAUUUGAUACAGACGAAAGUUAGAGGAAGAAGAAAUCUAUGCGCGAAAUUAAAAAACAUUUCAAGAAUCUUAUCAAAGCCUUAAAUGAAAAGUAAGUUAUUAUAAAUCAAAACAAAUUGAAAGAUUUUAAGAAUUUUUCGAUAAACCUUGCAUUCACAAGAAAAAGUCUAAAUAUUUAAAGAAAAAUGUGGAAAAAAUGUAUAUUAAUAUUUCAACAAACAAGUCUUUUAUUAUAAAUUAUUAUGAUUAUAAUUUUAAAAAGUUCAAUGGACAACAAAAACAUUUUAUUUAAAAAAAAGUUGUAAUAUGUUGACAAAUAAGGACAAGUUGGAUUGUUUUGUGAUAUUUGAGUUAAAAAUAUCAAAUCCCAACAUUUUCUAUAAAAAUAAUUGAGUUUUGAUGGUUUGUUGUUCAAACUUUAAAAUGAAUUCAAAACUGUGGCGCCUCAGAUCAGGAGGUGAGAGAAGCUUGGACUUCACAAUAAAACUAAUAAUAAUAAGGAUAAACACUAAACACUACUCCUUCAAAUCUUAGUUGUGAUGAGCAACAAAAAUCCAUAAAGGGAAAAACAUUUUCUUCAAAAAGAAAAUGUAGAAACAUUAAUUAAUCUUUAUUUUAGAUUUCUGAGGACAAAGUGAUGAUUGUACGAGAAAAAUAAGUCGAGGAUUUCCGACCUGAUGUUUGGUCUUUUUAACAACGACAUUAAGAAACACGUUUUUUACUUUGAGAAGAAAUGGAAUCGUUCACACUACCAUGACGACAGUAAAAGGGAAAAUGUUUAGAAAUAUUUGUUCUGCCCGUUAAAUGUUGACUGAUAUUUAACAGAAUCAACCAAUCAGAACAUCUGUUGUUACGUUGAAAGGUCAUUUUAUAUUUUCCUGCACCUUCUGAAGAAUAUGGCGACAAUUCAACGCCACGGCGACCGCGUGGUUACCGUGGUAACCGCGAGCUGUGGUUGUAUCAUAACUCUACGAAGUUCUAAAAUACUUCAAUAUGAAACAUUGUUUUUCACUUACAUGUAAGUUUGACACAUUUACUGCACUUUGUAUUUUACAUCAUGACUCAGCAUCUUUAGCAGUUUUCACCUGUCGUGCCUCAUUUGAAUGAUUUUAAAAGUGUUUCCUGUUUGUAAAGUUGAACCGUCACUGAGGCAUCAAAUCAUCGAAUAAUCUUCAUCAGUACGAAGCACUUCCACCUCCUCCUCCUCCUCCUCCUCCUCCU
Messenger RNA from Limanda limanda (common dab), 2738 nucleotides. It is a transcript of the gene snx21, whose product is annotated as sorting nexin family member 21. Gene Ontology annotation, biological process: protein transport. The coding region runs from base 193 to 1461 and encodes 422 amino acids. Lineage: Eukaryota; Metazoa; Chordata; Actinopteri; Pleuronectiformes; Pleuronectidae. The record is from RefSeq and is a predicted model, not a curated record. Gene Ontology annotation, molecular function: phosphatidylinositol phosphate binding. Gene Ontology annotation, cellular component: early endosome membrane. The transcript is spliced from 6 exons.